AUGCUUUUCAAGUCCAUAUUCAUUCUCUCUCUCGCUUUCGCGGUGGAUGCGUUCGCCGUUAGACGUGGGACUAAUGACUGGACUGCACCUACCUCCGCCGAUCGUCGCAGCCCCUGUCCGAUGGUUAACGCUCUUGCAAACCACGGAUACCUCCCCCGUAGCGGCUUGAAUGUCUCUCUUGCAGAUCUCAUUGCUGGUUUUACGGCAGCGGUUAAUCUUGAUCCUGCUGCUACCACUUUGGUCGGACAAAAGGCUCUCCUCGCGUCGACGACUGGCAAUAACGCGACAUUCAACUUGGAUGACCUCAACACCCAUGGCAUUAUCGAACACGAUGGGAGUCUGAGCCGUAACGACAUUUACUUUGGCGAUAACCAUUCCUUCGACAAGACCAUUUGGGAAUCUGUGGCAUCCCAAUUCACGAACACUACAAUCAGCAUCCCAACAGCAGCCAAGGCCAGGGUCUCACGUCUCCAAGCCGCUGCUGCUACGAACCCCGAAUUCAACCUCACUGCUGAUGGAACCCAAUUCAGCUUCAUUGAGACGGCUCUUUACCUCUCUGUUUUUGGAAACUUGGACGAUGGCAAUGCCAACACCGAAUGGCGCAAGAGCGUCUACCAUUCGUGGAGGGCUUUUCAAGAGCAACCUCGCCAAUCACUGCGGCGGGAAUUUUAG
Molecule: messenger RNA, 672 nt
Organism: Colletotrichum orchidophilum
Lineage: Eukaryota; Fungi; Ascomycota; Sordariomycetes; Glomerellales; Glomerellaceae
Exons: 4
Coding region: 1-672 (223 amino acids)
Molecular function (GO): peroxidase activity
Source: RefSeq, a predicted model, not a curated record